AUGCCGAAGAUCGUUCACAUAUCAUCGCAAACCCAAUUAGCGGAACUUCUCUCGUCGUCCUCCAUUGUCGUGGUAGAUUUCUAUGCAGACUGGUGCGGACCAUGCAAAGUGAUCGCACCGAUUUUCGAGUCACUGUCAAACAAGUUUUCCAGCCCGACGAAGAUAUCCUUUGCUAAGGUCGAUGUCGACUCGAAUCAGGAAUUAGCAGCCUCCUAUGGAGUUAGUGCCAUGCCCACGUUCCUAAUCUUCAAUAAUGGCGCCGUUGCCCAUUCAAUCCGCGGCGCAAACCCGCAACUGCUCACAUCCAAAAUCGAAGAAUUCGCCAGGAGUGUUGGAUCUAAUGGUGACGGCGCAGCCGGUACUGCAGGCGAGGCUAGCGGCAACGGCUCACGUUGGUUAGGCGGAAGUGUUCCGAAGGGUUAUUCAGAUGUCUCUGGCGAGGUUGAAAUCAAAGACAUAGAUCUUCUCAACUACGACAACCAGGUCGGAUCCGCAAGAUCGCUAUUCGCAGCAGAAAAGCCCUCUGGUUUCUCUAGUGCCGAGAGUAGUGGGAAUGGCAAAGAUAAGGCCUCCGCUACACCGGACUGGGUGGAGAGUGAUACGGACGAACAGCUGAUGCUAUUUUUGCCCUUCCAGUCGUCUAUUAAGCUUCAUUCAUUACAGAUAACUUCUCUCGCACCUCGCGAAAGUGAUGAUGACGUGCCAAUGCGGCCCAAGACUUUGAAGUUGUAUGCAAAUCGUGCGCAUAUCAUUGGCUUUGAAGACGCCGAUGAAGACAGUCCGACGCAAGAGAUAGAGUUGUUGCCACAAGAUUGGGAUGAGGAGACGAAAACGGCAACUGUCGAGCUGCGAUUUGUCAAGUUCCAACGCAUAAUGUCGCUUGUGGUAUACUUCGUAGACGGAGAUGGGGAUCGUGAGAGGAUCCGAGUGGAUAGGCUGAGGCUAUUUGGUGAAGCUGGGGAGAAGAGGGAGCUGGGCAAGCUGGAAAAAAUUGGGGAUGAACCGGGCGAGUAA
Molecule: messenger RNA, 1014 nt
Organism: Histoplasma mississippiense
Lineage: Eukaryota; Fungi; Ascomycota; Eurotiomycetes; Onygenales; Ajellomycetaceae
Exons: 3
Coding region: 1-1014 (337 amino acids)
Molecular function (GO): protein-disulfide reductase activity
Source: RefSeq, a predicted model, not a curated record